Wyeomyia smithii (pitcher-plant mosquito) is the source of this 1833-nucleotide messenger RNA. RefSeq lists its product as uncharacterized. Bases 424 to 1080 code for a protein of 218 amino acids. The transcript has 6 exons. NCBI's taxonomy places the organism in Eukaryota, Metazoa, Arthropoda, Insecta, Diptera, Culicidae. The record is from RefSeq and is a predicted model, not a curated record.
AGAAACUGGAACAGUCGAGAAAAAAUUAGUGAACGCAAAACGAAAACAAACGCCAUUGCAGAUUGAGAAAUCUUUUUCGCAUUGCAUGCAGUAUUUAUGACAAAGUUUUCGCAAAAUAUGCCGAAGAACAUGAAAGUUACUGGUGUGAUAGAGUUGGAGCUUGUUUUCGUGGAAAAAAUCAUUAUUUUGUGCCACUUUGAAUCACAUCGAACUAGGUUGUACAGUAGGGAGAUUAUAGUUUAUAGGAAACUCUGUGAGAACUGAAAAUCCGUGUUCAGCCAGCCUUAUACCUAAUAAAAAACAAACGGCAGUGAAUUUAUCUAUUGAUUCGAAGGAAAACGUAAAUCAAAAACCAUGUCUCAAAAGGUGUUUUUACUAAGGAAGCAUAAAAAUUAUUAAUUGUAGAGUUUCCCGUGUUAGGAUAUGGCAUUAGGUACAUUGAAUAGAUCCAAUGAUUUAGGUUUGCAUACAACGUAUGAGAAAGGUAAUCUACAUGUUGUUAAGGUACGAAACUUGACGACAAUGCUAGACGAGAAGCAGCCGAGUAAACUUCCUCUGGUUGAUGCCAAUCAUCAAGAUCUAUACAUGCAGUCCUAUCAUCAUAACAUGGGAAUUACCAGUCAUCACUCUUUUCCCGCUUCCACUUCAUCACGAAUACAAGAAAACCCGUCAGUGCUGGGUUUUGAUUUUCCCCUUGGAACAGAAGACGAAAUCGAAAGGCUGGAGCUGAGUAUUAAACAGAGUGCUGUUAUUCGAGAGCAAUAUGUGCAAUAUCUAAGUCUAACAAAGCCGCUCCAUUUGAGCAUUGUGCAAUCGUUCAGUAUGUUUUUCAAUGAUCAUGCGAUGACCAACUAUAGCUUUUACGGCGUCGAAAGAGCAGAGUAUCCUAAGACACCGAAAAAGGCUAUGAAGAAAUACGACGUGUUCUCUGUCUGCAUGUUGGAUGCAUGGCGAUCACAUGGCAUAAACACCGUCAGUCUAAUGGAACAACUGAAAAAGGCAAUUUAUCACAUUAGUCGGAGACGUUACACGCGAAAUCAAGUUUUGAAAAGAAAACUGAAACUAUUGCAGAGCAAUUAAUUCGGUUCUUGUUUGUUACUUCUAGAAUAAAUAUCAGUAUUUUUCUAUAUAAAUUUGUUCGUGUUCAGACUUCAAAAGAGUAUUGGUGAACAUCGCAUAGUGAUUUUUUCAACUCAAUUUAAGUAUCUUUUACUGAUAACAUUUUAUCGUUUUCCGACAGAUAAUUGCCCUUUAAGAAUGCUCCGCUGCAAAGCACAGCUUUCACCGUAUAGACAAGCCACCGGAAAAAAUCCGUUCAACUUGUCUGCCACACGUCGCGUUCAUGUUCCUGGCUUUGAAUUCCCUUUAAAAGAUGAAAUGGAUGUCGAGCGAUUGGAAAGAGCCGUUCAAAUGAGUGAAUUCACUCGAGAUCACUACAUCCAUUUCCUUUCAUACAUGAAACCUCCCAAAAAGGAUUUGGUAGAUUGCUUCAGUCUGUUCUUUGCCGAUUCUUCGAUGGUUAGAUACAACUGGAGUGGAAUAUCUGGACAUCGAUUUCCUAAAGUAGCGAUGAUGGGAUAUAGCAUUUUUACCAACUGCAUGUUAGAGGCUUGGUCUGAUCAAGGUGUUUCAAUGGAAAUGUUGCAAAUUAAAAUUAAACGUGCCAUCGAGAAAAUAAAUAAUCGUCGGAACGUGCAGCAAUCGAAGAUGCGUCGUAAAGCUAGACUGUCUAAUAUUGAGGCUGAAUGUAAUGACAUGUGAAAUGGCGAAAGUUUCGCAAAUUCACGUCAUUUAUAGAUUAACCAUUUGAAUAAAUAUCAUAUAUUUUUCAAA